Ichthyophthirius multifiliis is the source of this 351-nucleotide messenger RNA. RefSeq lists its product as hypothetical. The record is from RefSeq and is a predicted model, not a curated record. Lineage: Eukaryota; Ciliophora; Oligohymenophorea; Hymenostomatida. The transcript has 3 exons.
AUGGAAAUUAACGAUUUAAGAUAAUAAUACACAAAUAAAAUGAGAAUCGACUUGUCAAAUGAGUUUAUAAAACUUGAAAACGGUUAAUUAAAUCAUAAGUAUUUCCUUUGUAAAAGAGGAUAAUAUUGGAGAGUAGGUAAUUGGAAUUAGAUUAAUUUAUAAUUUUUUAAUGAAAAAGCUAAUGAAAUUGAGCUAGAAUUAAGAUGUUGUAUACUUCUUUCGAUUAACGAUUUAAGUGAUUAUCAAGGAUAAAAAUUAAGUGAAGAUGAAAUUUUAUAAUAAUAAAAAAUUAAUUUAUAAAAGGGUAAAUAAGAAAAUAAAUUAAAAGAUAAUAUUUACAAUAAAAUUUGA